Glossina fuscipes is the source of this 1217-nucleotide messenger RNA. RefSeq lists its product as uncharacterized. The transcript has 2 exons. Bases 234 to 1217 code for a protein of 327 amino acids. The record is from RefSeq and is a predicted model, not a curated record. Lineage: Eukaryota; Metazoa; Arthropoda; Insecta; Diptera; Glossinidae.
CAUAAAGCUAUUAAAGCCCAACGCAUACAAACUUGUGCAAAAAUCUUAACACAUGCAUAUGUUUACGGUUCAUAUUUUACAAAUAAGUGAAAAACCUAAGAAUUGACGAAAAUUUAUAAUAAAAUAUUAAAUAUAUAUUUUUUACUGCCUAAUUAUAAACAUUGGCAUAACUAAAACAGUGACGACGACGCAUAUGUAAUAUCUACUAAUUGUACAACUUUUUCGUUGACGCUAUGUCGCAUUUGUUAAAACGUACCAAAAAAUCGUGCCUUAAGCUCAUACGAAAAAUUUCAUCUAAACAAAUUUAUUUGAAGCGUUUGGAAGAGGAAGCUGUAACGCCGAGAAAUGAGGGCUGUUUAAUUGAUUGUUCACAUUCUUCGAAAGACGAAAAAAUUUGUUCCAACAAAGUAAAAGCAAAAUAUCUUUCUAUACCUACUUUUGCUAGUUCCAAAGAGUUGGAUGGUGAAGUGAAGGAAGGUAGGGAUCGCGGCUGUCUUUCUAAACACAACGGCGAGGACUACAAUAGCAAGACGGAAACUUUUAAAAACGUCGCAGAGGGGCGGAGGGGUAAAAGUUCACCACAUGUAAGUGAGACCGCCUCUGCAAUAAUACAAGCAGAUAUGGAGCGCAUUGAUAAAGAUCUUAAAGAAAGUAUUCUGUUUGAAGAUGACAAGCAGCUAGAUGUAAUAUUUGAAAAGAUUAAUUACAAACAAAAUGUACGCUACCUUCGUCAUACACCGUCCUCAACAAGUUUGGAUAAUAAUAAUUUAAAUUAUGCCGCCGAUGAUGAUCACACUGAUGAGAGCUAUAGACCUUGCACUGUUUCCCCUAUUACUAAUAAUGAGCAAUCCUUACGAAUGCGUGACGAUCUAAUUUUGAGCACCGUGGGCAAACGACAAAAUAAUAGCUUUCUCCCGGUUAAUGUAACCUUAGGUUCAAAACAAGUAGAUAACUAUCAAGAGCUUGUCAUCACCGAAGAGCCUGACUAUUUUCUGAAAAUGACAGCGGUUGUAAAAUAUGACAUUAACGGUAAUUCUUUGGAGGAUGAAACCCAAUGGAAUACCUACGAACAAGCUAAAAAUUAUCAACAUCACUUUUCCAAUGGCCAAUGGAAAGGAAAUUGCGCAUAUUUUUUGAAUGAUUCACCGAAAUCAAGUUUUCAUUCCAGUUCUACAACUAUAGAAACGUGGAUAGAAGAAGAAGAAGACGAGUUGUAG